AUGGCGGGCCCCGCAGCAGUCCCCAAAUGCGCAUUCUGUGGCGGGGGGCCCGACGGCGAGCCCCCAGAUGACGUCAUGGAGCGUGCACGCGAGGCGCGACGGAACCGCCCCCUGUCGGAGAAAGAAAGGGCGCGGCUGGCGCUGGAGCUUGGGAGGCAGGAACAGCGGCGGCGGGGCUUUCUGGGGCCGUUGCUGGGGCCGCUGAGCGAGAAGGUUGGGCUGGCGGGGGUGUGGGUGCACCGAGAGUGCGCCAUCUGGAGCCCCGAGGUGUACUUUGCUGACAGCGGCCACCUCAAAAAUGUAGCCGCAGCCGUGCGGCGCGGGCGCCUCCUGCGCUGCGUGUUCUGCCAACGGGGGGGCCCAACCAUGGGCUGCUGGAUCGAGCGCUGCCCCAAGUCGUAUCACCUGGCGUGCGCACGCGCAGACGGAUGCCACUUCAAUCACGCGGACUACCUCAUCACAUGCCAUGACCACGCCGUCAUGGUGCGACGCCCCAAGCGGCACCGCCUCGCGCAGAACGGCCCCCCCGAACCCCACAAACGAGCCCGGCCGUGGCCUCUUCCUGUCCCGGAGCCGCAGCCCGAGAUCGCGCCUCCGGAGCAUGGGAAGCGCGCGCGGCGCGCGGCGGCUGUGGCUGCAGUACAACGCAUCAGCAUCACGGCCCGUCAGGACGCCGAACGAGAGGCGGCGCGCGGGGGGGACCUUGCUGCGGAUGAGGCCGAGUUCUUGAAGCGCGAGCGGCGCCGUCUGCAGCGCGAUAUUGCCCGGAUUGCGCCGCUGCGUCUGGGGGGCGCUGAGCCGGGUGCUGACAUGGGAGGGCCCCCAGGGUGGGAGUCAGUGGCGGGGCUGCGCCAUGUUGUCGACUGUCUUAAAGAGAUGGUAGUCUUCCCGCUGCUAUAUCCGGCUGCUUUUGCGCGGCUGGGCGAAGGCCCUCCGCGCGGUGUACUUUUGCACGGCCACCCGGGGACUGGCAAGACGCUCGUGGCACGUGCCUUGGCCGGCGCCUGCUCCCGGGGGCCCCACCAGGUGGCCUUUUUUGCACGCAAGGGUGCAGACUGUCUCGGCAAGUACGUGGGCGACGCCGAGCGCCAGCUGCGACUACUCUUCCAAGUCGCGGCCGCGUCGGCGCCGAGCAUCAUCUUCUUCGACGAGAUGGACGGUCUCGCUCCCGCGCGCCAAGUCACCGCCUCCGACCAGACCCACGCCAGUGUAGUGGCCACUCUGCUGGCGUUGCUCGAUGGGGCCACGCCACGUGGCGCCGUGGUUGUGAUUGCGGCGACCAACCGGCCGGAUGCCAUCGACGCCGCGCUGCGCCGCCCGGGCCGCUUUGACCGCGAAAUCUACUUCCCGCUCCCCUCCCUGCCAGAUCGUGCAGCCAUAUUGGGCGUGCACACCGCUGCGUGGCCGUCCCCUCCUCCCCCGACCACCUUGCGCGCCCUCGCCAAGGCUACUCCAGGUUAUGCAGGAGCCGAUCUUGCGGCGCUGGCAGCUCAGGCUGCUUUGGUGGCCCUCAAACGCUCCCUGGGAGGCCGCAUUCCAGAGCCGCCAGCGACGGCUCCUCUCUCGCCGGCCGUACACGUCACCGCCAACGACUGGGCACGUGCCUUGGCCGCUGCUCCCAGCCCCGCCUCUCGCCGUUCCUGCCAGGCUCUGUUAGCGGUUCCCCCCUCGACUCCCCUCCCUCCCCCUCUGGUGCCCCUGCUGGGCCCCCCCCUGGCCGGCCUCCUGCUCGCGCUGCGCCAAGACGGCCGAGCAGUCCUCCCCCCCACGGCAUGCAGUGCUGCCGGGGCGGUGGCUGCCGCCUUGGCUGACGUCAGCAACCCCUCUUCCUCUGCAACCCCAGCGGAUGCCGCUCUUUGGGGGUGGGCGAGCGCAGCAGAGCGUGCGGCGGUAGGGGCCCUGUUAAAAGCGGGGGUGCUGUCUGGCCCGGGAAGCGAAGAGCCAGGAAAUGACGCAGAUUGGAACGCUGACGAGAAAGAGUCCCACGGAAACGGUGGCGGCGUCCGCGUGCUAGUGACUGGGACAGGCGCGGUGGGGCAGGAGGCUCUGGUGGGCGCGCUAGUGGCGCUUUUGGAAGGCGGCGACGGAGAGGUGCACAGCGCGAGCCUGGGCGCGAUGUUGAUGGCGGGCCAUGGGGACCCCGUCCAGGGCCUUUCUCGCAUCCUGUCUGACGUGCGGGGCCGCCGCGCCGCCAUUCUUGUGAUGCCCCGCCUCGAGAGCUGGGCCACAGUGCAAGUGCCUCCCCCGGAAGGAGAUGAGGGCCCCGCCGUCAGCGUCGCGUCUGCAGCUUGGAAGAUGUUCUUGCAGCAGAUCUGCGGUGCACCCAACGCCGCGCCCGCGCUCAUCUUGGCAACCGCCGGGAUGCCCACUACUUCCCUCCCAACUUCCGUCGCUUCUUUCUUUGGCGGUCACUCCUCGAUCAACACAGAAGCGAUGCACACCAGCGAGAGAACUCCCUCAGCCACCACUCCGAAGCUCGUCAAGGGGGCCACGUGGCAGCUGGCUAAGGGCGCAUCCGGCGGCGCAGUAGGCUGCUUCCGUGUCGCUCUAGUUGGAGGGGAUCCCCCUCGGGAGGCCGCCAUGUUUCGGUGGGCUGCGCACAGCUCAGCCGCUGCUGUGGCGCACUCGUUCUUGAGGAAGGAAAAGGCCCUCAGGUCGUCGGCUGAGGAGGAGGGGCAAGCGGCGGGUGAAAGGAAGAGAAAACGGGAACCCUCGGUAGGUGUAGUCGCUGAGGAAAAAGGAAACGGAGAUACUGAGGGGGUCCAGAACAAUGGAAUAACUCAAGACACUGGGGUGGCUGGUGCGCCGGAUGAUUUCCCCACAGUGGGGCCAGAAACGGAAACGGGGCUUCCGUCCUCGAACGUAGACAGUGACGGCAUGGGGGGCAAUCUAGCGGAGGGGGAUCCCCCACCAAAUGCAAACAUCACAAGCGUGCCCAUCAACCCAACAGAGGGCGAUUCGCCCCCUCAGAAGCGCGUGCGGCUAUCCUCUCCGGGGGGGGAGCCAGCAGUGGAGAACGGCGGGGGGGGCCCGACGGCGACGGCUCUGCGGUGGUGCGGGAGACAGCUGCUGAGCGCUCCCCAAUGGGGGUGCCUACGAAGAGCGAGCGCGAUAGUCACGUGGGAGAAGGAAGCGCGGAAAAGGCCGUUAGAUGUCGCGCGCGCGGCGAGUAGCAGCCCGGCGCCGGCAGCAGGAACGCAAGCCCCCCCGUUGCGCGACGCGACUCCGCCGCCCCCUUCCGGCGGCCUGGUUGGCGUGGCGCGCACCGCCCUCUCCGACGGUUUCUCGAGUGCCGCCGAACUGUCCGCCGCAGUGGGACGCGUGCUGGCGCGCGUUCGGCGCCGGGAAGAGAACGAGCGCAGCAAACGUCGCCGUCUCGAGAUGGGGGGGGACGCGGAGCAGGAGGGGUACCCCCCCGUGCUGGCGGCAGCGGCGGCGUUGCAGGAUACGGUGGCAGGGUGGGAGUAUGCUUUGGGGAAAACUCAGGCGGCUGCUGGUAAGGGCCGACUGCCGGGCUUGGAAGCGCUCCCCAAAACGGGAGCGGCCCGAGAAGAUGAACGUCGGCGAGAAGAGUCGGUGCAGGCACGUGACCCGGGUUAUGAAAGUGAAGCGCGGAGGAAGGGGGGAACGGUUGCAGGUAGAACAUUGGCGCAUGCGGAGGAACGGGGAGGGCAAGACGCAGCAAAGGGCGGGGAGAGGAGUGAGCCCGGGGGAAACAAAGCGGGGGUAGCAGCAGGCGGGGAAGACGCGGCGGACGGUCAGGAUGGAAUGGAGGCAAAGGGCAUGGAAAAGCUGGAAGGGGAGAUGGAGCAAAGAGGGGGACCUGAGAGGGAGAGGAACGUUGAGCGCAAGCGGGAAGGUACGGAAGGGAGCAUGGCGGAAACGUCAGACGGACUGUUGCAGCCGCCAGCUGGAGGUUCGGAAGCGGUGGUUGGGGGUGGUGAAGCGGAGCCAACGAAAGUUCACCGAGGGGCAGUGCAGCAAGAGGCGGGUUCGGCAGCGUCGACCGUUAAAGAGCAAACCGGAACGCGGGUAGAGGGGUCCGGAACGGACAAGAACGUCGAUGAAGCUGGAGUCUCCUUGGGGAGCACCGGAGCGGAAACGGAGGCGGAAAAGAAGGAACGGACGGAGCUGGAGACGGAGCACAGGCAAGAGUCAAGGGGUCGGGGAAAAGACGGAUGCGGGGCAACGACCCGGUCCGAUUUGUGGCAGGGCGAAAGAAAAAGAGCAACCGGUGUGGAAACCGGGGGAUGGUGGGCUCCGGAAUGCUUCUCGCAUUUGGCGGAGGCGAUCUUGGAGAGGUACACCAAUGAAAGCGAGCGGCAUGAAACGGUGGCGGAAGCCAAAGUUCCAGAGGGGAGCGUAAGCGCGGAUCUGCAGUCCGCCAAGGUUGAUACAGAAUCUUCGGGCGUCGAAGUGGACCGGAUACUGGAGGUGGUAGCAGCGAGCAACCGGCGGGUGCAGGCUUGCCUGGCGGGGAUUGGAACGGAGGGGAAAGACACUCUGUGUACUUUCUGCCAGAAGCAUUAUGAGAAGAGGCAGGAAGGGUGGCGAGAGGAAGACGGGGAAAAACCAGACUUGAGGCCAAUCUGCUUGGGACCACUAAGCGACGCCCUGCGCCAGCUCUCAGCAGAGGUUCAGAAGUAGCUUGCGCUGCGUCGUGUGGAUCUCGGGCACAGACCAGCUUCCAUGGUCAUUGGACACUCCUACGUGCAACCGGCCCCGCACGUCGUUGCAUGGCAGGUGUUGUACAUUUGGGUCAUUUCGUGCUUUGGAAAGGGACCGGCCCUUUACGCGCUGUCAAUGAGGA
This is a messenger RNA of Klebsormidium nitens, 4810 nucleotides long. NCBI's taxonomy places the organism in Eukaryota, Viridiplantae, Streptophyta, Klebsormidiophyceae, Klebsormidiales, Klebsormidiaceae. The record is from the annotation of a GenBank genome assembly.